Molecule: messenger RNA, 1698 nt
Organism: Exophiala spinifera
Lineage: Eukaryota; Fungi; Ascomycota; Eurotiomycetes; Chaetothyriales; Herpotrichiellaceae
Exons: 2
Coding region: 1-1698 (565 amino acids)
Source: RefSeq, a predicted model, not a curated record
AUGGCCGUUAAUACAUCGAUCAACAACCAAGUGGUGGACGGCAAGAAUUCCAUCGACUACGAAGUCAUCAUCAUCGGCGCAGGGUUUGGGGGAGUGCGCAUGAUCUAUGACCUUCAGAAACGAGGAAUUUCAGCCAGAGUAUUCGAAGCAGGCUCAAACGUCGGCGGCACCUGGUACUGGAAUCGCUACCCCGGAGCCCGGACCGAUAGUGAAAGUUGGGUCUAUGUCCUCACAUUCCUCGAAGAGCUCGGUGUCCAGUGGAGAUGGAACGAACGGUUUCCAACACAGCCCGAAGUGGAGAGAUAUGUCAAUCGCCUUGUCGAUGAACUUGAUCUCAGGAAGCAUAUGAGUUUCAACACUCGCAUCAUAGCUGCUCAUCGUGAUGAGACGAACAACGUCUGGAAAGUGACGACUUCGAAUGGUUCUACUUACACUUGCACAUUUCUGGUCACCGCUACAGGGCCUCUGGCAACACCUCUCAAGCCGCCUUUCCCCGGCCUCGACUUGUUCAAGGGGGAAUGGUACCAGACUGGACUCUGGCCCAAGCACAAGGUCGAUUUUGCCGGGAAGAGAGUUGCGGUGGUUGGGACAGGGGCAACGGCAGUCCAAGUCAUUCCGAUAGUUGCUCACACGGCAAAGAGUCUGACCGUGUUCCAACGGACACCCAACUAUGUUCUGCCGGCAAGAAACCAUCCUCUCACCGACGACCAGGUGGCCGAACUCCAGCGGGACGGUAAGACGGUGAUUCAUCGAGCCAGAACCUCCAGUUUCGGAAUGGACAUACCCGACUCUUCACUUCGUCUCACCGACACGACUGAGGCCGAAGCACUCCGUGUUCUCGAGUACGGGUGGGAAAUCGGCGGGUUUCGCUUCAUCUUCCAGACGUUCGCCGACAUGUUAACCAACCAGGACUGCAACGAUUUAGCCGGUGAGUUUGUCCGAAACAAGAUCCGCUCCAUCGUCAGGGACAAAGACACCGCCGAUCUACUGUGCCCGAACUACCCGAUCCUCUCCAAACGGCCUCCGCUGGGACAUUACUACUACGAAGCUUUCAACCGGGACAACGUCAAGCUAGUCGACGUCAAGAACAACCCGAUCACCGAAAUCACCCCAACCGGCCUGAAAACAUCGACGACUGAAUACGACUUCGACCUGAUCAUCUUUGCCAUCGGCUUCGACGCUGUCACCGGCACGCUGGCGCAGAUAGACCUCCGCGGAAGCGAAGGGCAGGACCUCUCUAUGCAGCUCGACGAGCACAUGGCAACCGCAUACGGCAUCAUGGUCGAGAACUUUCCCAACCUGUUCAUGAUUUCAGGCCCUCAGGCACCGUUCGCCAACAUCCCUGUCAUCAUAGACAACACGGCAGACUGGAUCGGGAGGACCAUCUCCCACAUGCGCGACCGAGGGUACACCAAGAUAUCCACGAAGAAGGAGGUCGGGCGGGAGUGGAGAGACAAGGUCCACGCAGCGUUCAACGCCACCGUCUUGCCUCCUGGCGCGAAGGAGACGAAGUCAUGGUACAUCGGGGCCAAUGUGGAAGGGAAGCGCGUCGAGCCUUUGUUCUGGUUCGGUGGUGUGGCGCCGUACUUCGAGGAGUGUGAGAAGGAACUGACGGGUGGCUUUCCGGGGUUUGAGUUCUCGCGUGAUUCACAGCGGGAGGCUGUUAGAAAAGAUAACGUGAAAGAGUCGAAGUUGUGA